Messenger RNA from Thamnophis elegans (Western terrestrial garter snake), 3555 nucleotides. RefSeq names its product ral guanine nucleotide dissociation stimulator-like 2. Gene Ontology annotation, cellular component: plasma membrane. The record is from RefSeq and is a predicted model, not a curated record. Bases 340 to 2637 code for a protein of 765 amino acids. Gene Ontology annotation, molecular function: guanyl-nucleotide exchange factor activity. The transcript has 17 exons. Gene Ontology annotation, biological process: Ras protein signal transduction; positive regulation of GTPase activity. NCBI's taxonomy places the organism in Eukaryota, Metazoa, Chordata, Lepidosauria, Squamata, Natricidae.
CCAGCGCUCGCCCUGCCUUAACGAGGCAGGAAGGAAACGUCCCAACAGCCGGUCCGCUCGGCGGCCGCCUCUCCGCUUCCAGCCGGAUCCGCUUCCAGCCUUUGGCGCGGCGCCACCCGACCUCGCAUCGCCUCCCCCCGGCUUCCCGCUAGAGCCGCCGCCCGGGCACCGCGGAUCUGUCGCCCGGAAAGCUCCGGUUCUCGCCUGUCCGCGCCGCCCGCGCGGCUCCCGCAGCCUCCCGGCUUCCCCGAGAUGCGCCUGGACGGCUAGCGGCGGGCGAGGGGCUCCUUCACGGGAAGCGCCGCCCGAGAGCCCUUCCCGGAGCCGCGGCGGGUCCGGAUGCUGAACCGCUCCCUCCGCUCCCUCCUGCUGCCGGGCGACGGCGAGGGCCAGCCGGCGGUGACGCUCCGAGCCGUCCGCAGCCGCAGCCCCGAUGCCCAGCAGCGGCGCCAGCCGGACGACGAGCCGGGCCCGCUGACCUCGUGGGAGGAGGCGGAGGAGGGCGCCGUCUACACCGUCAGCGCGCGGGGGCCGGAGGGGUCCCGCGGAGGCGCCGGCCGCGGGGUCGCGGGGACUGCCGGCGGAGCGGAGCCGUCCGAGGGCAGCGCAGGAUCCCCCUUUCCCGCCGCCGCCGUUGUGCAGUCCCGGGCGCUGAAGGCCGGCUCGCUGCCCCGCCUGGUGCGGCACCUGCUGGAGGCUCCGUCCCUCGGGGACGCGGGCUACCGGCCGGCCUUCCUGGCCACCUACCGCGGCUUCGCCCAGCCGACCGUCGUUCUGGGGCUCCUCCUGGAGAGGCUCCAGGCAGUGACCGGAUCCAAUGCUCGCAGCCCCCAAAAGACGGAGGACCUGCAGCGAGCCCUCGCCUCGCUGCUCUGCUCCUGGCUGGACGGCUACCCCCAGGACUUCAUGGGGCUGGAGCCCCGCCUGCGGGAGCAGCUGGUCAGCUGGCUGCACUGGGCCUGGGGAAGCAGCCCGGGGCCCGAGAAGAGCCUGCCGGACACCCCAAGCAGGAGAAGCCCUCCGGCGACUGAGCACGGGCAAGAGGAGGGCCCCGGCCAAGACGUGGACCCCGAUCCCCACUACGUCCUGGGGCUGCAGGCGGAGGAGGUAGCUGCGCACCUCACAGCGCAGGACGGGGACCUCUUCCUGCGCCUGGUGCCCCACGAGUGCCUUGGCUCUGCCUGGUCUCAGCGCGAUAAGAAGGGCCACGAGGGGGACUGCCCCACCGUCCGGGCCACCGUGGCUCAGUUUAACCUUGUGGCCAACGCCGUGAUCUUUACCUGCCUGUGGGACACGGGGCUGCGUGCCACCCAGCGGGCCCGGCUGCUGGAAAAGUGGAUCUGUGUGGCUGAGGAGUGCCUCCUCCUGCGCAACUUCUCCUCGCUGUACGCUGUGGUCUCCGCCCUGCAGUCCACGUCUUUACACCGACUGAAGCGGACCUGGGAGGAGACGUCUAGGGAAUCAGCCCGUUGCUACGAGGAGCUCAGCGCCAUUUGCUCAGAGCAAGAUAACUACAGCCAAAGCCGGCAGCUCCUCUUCCAGGAAGCAGGGCCUGGAGCAGCAGCAGGAGGGGCCGAGCUCCCUCAUCGCAAGCAUCAGCGGAGGCUACUGGAACAACGGCCAUUGGGCGUGAUCCCCUACCUGGGCACCUUCCUGAAGGACCUGGUGAUGCUGGAUGUGGCCACUCCCACCCGCCUGCAGAACAGCGGCUACAUCAACUUUGAGAAGCACCGGAAGGAGUUUGACAUCCUCACCCGGCUACGCCUCCUGCAGGCCAAGUGCCGUAACUACACCUUGGUCCCUGACGGGGCCCUCCAGCGAUGGCUGCGGUGCCUGCCUGCCCUCAGCGAGGCCCAGAGCUACCAGCUCUCCUGCGCCAUUGAGGCCCCCAGCGAGGGAGGGGCUGCCCCCAAGGCCAGCAAGCCCACCUUGGUGAUCACACGCUGCACAGACCUGAUCACUUCGCUGGGAGUAAGUGCCCCACUGCCCUGGGACAGAAGUGGCUCCCCACAGGUCUCACCCAACCUCCUGGGCCCGUCAGCUGCCUCCCCUACCGCCCUGGGGGGCCCCCAACCAGUCCAGGGCAAGUGGCCCUCCGUCUCGGCCUUGGACACGUCACCCCCGUCAUCCCCCGCGGAUGGCCUGGCCGCCCUUCCUGCCACGGGGGGCGGCUUCAUCAAGGGCCACCGGCGCUCGGCCUCCUGCGGCUCCGUCUACCCCCAGGCCCCCGACAAGGGAGGCGCCUCCCCCUCGGACUGCUGCAUCAUCCGGGUCAGCAUGGCCCUGCAGAACGGCACCCUCUACAAGAGCAUCCUGGUAACAAGCCAGGAUAAGGCCCCCACCGUGGUGGCAAAGGUGCUGGAGAAACACAACCAGGACCAGAAUCUGGCCCAAGACUACGAGCUGGUGCAGUUGUUGCCGGAUGGCCGAGAGCUGGUCUUCCCCCCCAUGUCAAACGUCUUCUAUGCCAGGAACGGCUUCAGCCUGGACUUCCUGCUCCGGCCCAAGGGCCCCCCGAGCAAGACUCCCCCUCCAACCCCCCCACCCAGGAGCCCCCGAGCCAGGGAGAUGGACAUCUGCGCCACCUUCCCGAAGAUCAAGGCCACCGGCCGAAGGAUCGCCCGGGCCCUUUUCUGAGGGGGACGAGCUGUGAAAGGAGGGGUCACACACGGCUCUGUUGGGGACCCCCCAAGUCAAGACUGGGACCCCCACCCAGGACAUGAAGUGGGGGGGGGAAGGCCUCAGCAGCACCCCAGGCUGUGCAAGAGUCUUGGAAUCUCCGCUGCCCAGAGGACCCAAAGGCAGGAAGGACUAUGGGGCAGCUGUGGGGCUGAGUGGUCAGUCCCGGAAUAGGCUCUCAAGUGGUCUCAGGUGACUGAAGGGCCUUCAUUGUGGCUUCUUUAAGGAGAAGUGUGUGUGUGUGUGUGUGGACACCUGCAUGCCUGUUCAGCAGAGACUUUGCUGAGAUACAAAUAUGGGGGAGGGGGCUGUUUCCCCCCAUCCCCCUUGAUGGCUUCUCUGCCCUGCCAGCAUCUCUGAAACAGCCCAUUGUCUGGUCCUCCUUCCCCCCGAGUGAUGGGAGUUGUGUUCUUUUGUUUGAGGGGGGGUUGAUAAAGGUUGCAGGGGAAGCUGCCGACCAGGAUGGGUCACUGCUGAAGAAUGGGGGAUCUCAGGCUGCCUGGAGAUCCCUACAGCCUCUGGGAUCUUCCUGGAUCUGGUGAUCUUGCCUAAGGGCAAGAGGGAUUUCAGCUGGAGGGUCGCAGCUGUUGCUGUGAUUGUGGGGGGGGGGUCUGGGCGACCGGCAAGCCUGGGGUAGACUAGGUGGCUCUACGGCCUCCCUGAAAAAAAAGUGUGGAAGCCGGGGAGCCCCAGCAGGAGAAGGUCCAGCCGCCGUUGAGCAUCCGUCUUUCCAAAGAUUGCAGAAAAAGCCAGAAAUCCCAUCAGCUAGAGGGGGAAAAAAAUAAUACCCUUUUGCAUAGGAUAACCAGAUUAACUCACGAGUGCUCAAGAUUUGGAAGAAAAAUAAAAUAUGAAAUAAAAUCUUUGGUGUAAGUA